This is a messenger RNA of Siniperca chuatsi (mandarin fish), 2792 nucleotides long. RefSeq names its product KH domain containing, RNA binding, signal transduction associated 2 (gene khdrbs2). NCBI's taxonomy places the organism in Eukaryota, Metazoa, Chordata, Actinopteri, Centrarchiformes, Sinipercidae. The transcript has 9 exons. The coding region runs from base 375 to 1406 and encodes 343 amino acids. The record is from RefSeq and is a predicted model, not a curated record. Gene Ontology annotation, molecular function: mRNA binding; poly(A) binding. Gene Ontology annotation, cellular component: nucleus. Gene Ontology annotation, biological process: regulation of alternative mRNA splicing, via spliceosome.
UCAGCGGGGACCGCUGUUUUCCAGCAGCGCCAGUCCCAGAAUAUGGCCAAUAAUGUUGCUGAGGGGCGGGGAGCAGCGCGCUGUCUGCAGACCCAGUGAGUCUGACAGUCUGGCGGGGUGCCGAGGAGAGGCAGCAGGCAGCGGUGGCAGAGAUGGGCUCACACCUCUGAAUCACAACACAACCUCCAGUCAAGCAUCUCGGAGACCUGGGGCGACUAGUUUUUUGGAGGGGUUUUUUGCUUGUGGCGCUCAUAAAGACUGGUGGACUGAAGCUACCAAAAAGCAGGAGCGGGAAGGUUUACAGUUGCAUUCCGACGCUCUGUACUCCUGUUGUCUCACCUGCACGGCCGGUGAAGAGAUCCGCUGUGAUAAUAAUGCAUCCAGAUAAGCACUUACCUGAACUGGUGGCCGAGAAAAACAGCUUGGACCCCUCCUUUGUGCAUGCGGUGCGCUUGCUUGCAGAAGAGAUUGAAAAGUAUGACGGUGAUGAAUUGAAAAAAGAUGGUGACAUGAAGAAAUACCUAGAUAUCAUCAGCAAUAAAAAUAUCAAGCUCUCCGAAAGAGUUCUCAUUCCAAUCCAACAGUAUCCAAAGUUUAAUUUUGUCGGGAAGCUGCUGGGACCACGGGGAAAUUCCAUGAAACGAUUACAAGAGGAAACGGGAGUGAAGAUGUCCAUCCUCGGCAAAGGGUCCAUGAGGGAUAAAGGCAAGGAAGAAGAAUUAAGGAAAAGUGGGGAAGCCAAAUACGCCCAUCUGAGUAAUGAUCUUCACGUUUUAAUUGAAGUCUUUGCUCCACCUGGAGAGGCCUAUUCCCGCAUGAGUCACGCCUUGGAGGAGAUUAAAAAAUUCCUAGUUCCAGACUACAAUGACGAGAUCAGACAGGAGCAACUGAGAGAGCUCUCCCUGUUGAACGGCUCUGACGAGUCGAGCAGAGGGAGGAGUGCGCAAGGGAGGAGUGUACGACCAGCAACCACAAUAUCCACGAGGGGCCACAGAGGCACAGGAAGGAGUGCAGCAGCAUCGCGGGGGGCAUCGGCAGCCACACACAGCAAACUUCCCACGACUGUUUUAACGAGGGAGGUACAAGCUCCAAGAGCCAGGGGGGCAGCGGGGAGUGCUGGAUACAGGCCCCCGCUGUUAGCAGUCACACAUGAGUCAUACGACGACUAUGGCUACGACGAUGGGUAUGGUGGAGAAUAUGAUGAUGAGAGUUACGAAGCCUAUGAGGAUAACUACAGCAAUCAGUCAAAGAGCAUUUCAGAAUAUUAUGAAUAUGGACAUGGAACCAGUGAUGAAUCCUACAACAACUAUGAGGAGGAGUGGACGACUACCCGUCCCAGUCUCAAAGCCCCAAUUUUACGGCUGACAAGAGGGGGGUACAGAAAACAUCCCUAUGGCAGAUACUGAAGGUGCUCCAGAUAUGUGACCUGCAAUUUCAAACUAUAUAUUUUUUUAAUUCUGCAUAAAAUGUUGUAACAUUUGCCUUUUUGUUCGUCUCCUUCAGAAAUUGAAAUAAAAAAUAAUAAACCGAUUAAGGUUGUUUAAUUGGCUGUUUAAAUGCCCUUCAUGCCACCCCUAUCCGCCCCAAACAAAUGGUAGUUAUCUCAGAUUUUUUACAUUAAACUGCAUAUUUUUUCUUAUAAAUUAUGUCUCUGAUUUUGACAACUUAGUUUCCAUUUACUGCCUUUAAUGCAGUGAUUAUCAAGGUUUACUAGCCAACCCCUGUAAUUCCAGGAAAAAACUAUAUAAUAUUUUUGCCUUUUGAGAUGCUCUCUGUGUCGGAUUAGGCAAUCAUAGAGUCAUAGUUUCUUGCCGUGACUUGACCAAGAGACAUGGAGACUGUAUGUUGACCAAUCAUAGCUGUGCUGUACAUCGGCGAUUUCACUGUUUCACUUGACAGCACUAACAGCUGACAGUUUUUCCUAAUUUUUCAUAGUAUAAGAAAACAACGCACAAACCUGGCUCAUUGUGGGUCACCCAAAAUUACUUUACAGGCAGGGUGAGUCGUUAACCACUUCAAAUUUAAAAUGUAUCUUUUUUCAAACUCCACCACCUUUCUCCGCAGUUCACUGAACAGUCUGGCGGUGGGCUCAGUCUGGUUUAAGUGGAUCUUUGCCAGACUAACACCUUAGCAAAAGCCUUGUGAGAUUUCGACUGGCUUCUUCAAGACAAGGCUUUUUCCACAAAUGUAUUCAUUAUUUGGCUUAGUAAAAAUAAAUUAAGGGUGGUUUUGUGGUUACUUUGUCUCUUGAAGCUUCUGCAGAUUAGUGUUGGUCUGCAGAAGCUCCAGCUCUGUUUAAUUCCAAUUGUGGCUUUAACUGGUUGCAUGAUUUGCAAACAUCAUUAUUAUGGUAACAGGCAGAGAACCACAUACUGCUCUGAACACAAAUGACCUGAUAAACUCCAUUAAAGGCAACAGAUGGAAACCAAACCUUUUUCCAGAAUUGAAGACCUCGAUGCAAAGUCUAAAUGACCUGGACAUUUCUUGUAAAAAUGUUUAAUGUUCAGAAAUCUAAAUAAGUCCUCAAGUUUCCCCAUAACUGAUUGCUAUAUGAAACUCUGAUGACUUCAUGGUAAAAGUUCAUGGAGUUGAUACCACAGACUAAAGUUAGCCUAAGUUAUAUUGUGAUUUUAAAUGAUAUAAGAUGUGAGAUCGUAAUCGUGCAAAACACAUUUUGUUGUUUGGGUUGAAAGCAAUCAGCAAUAUACAGUGUGAUUUAUAAUGCGUGCUUUGUUCUUUGUGUAAUCUGUAUUUGUACAUAAAGCAUUUAAUAAAAACAACAUAAACAUCAA